ACCAGUGUUUUGUCAGGGAACCACAUCCAAAGCCAUGAGGACUAGUUGCGCUGGUAGUAAAAGGAACCUGCUCAGAGUUAUAGUAUUUUUGUUAAAUCCUUGUUUUCAGAAAAGCAAUAAGUGCCCAUCUGGUGAGACAAUAAUUCAUUAAGUGAAAAAAGGAAGCAGAAGGCUUGGGAACAUCAAUCUCUUCUUUUUUGCCUCAUGUGUUUGAGUUACUGUGAAAUGACAGUGACCAAAAUCUGGAUUCUGGAUUGUGCAGAGUGGAGGAAAAUCUGAGGAACAUUCUGGGCGUGUUUUAAUGGCGGCUUCCCAGAAAGGAUGAUAUUCUGCAGGUGUGAUGUCAAUGAACUGGUGUGUUCUUAAGAGUGGUCUUCAGAAUUGGUAGGAGACGGAGUGGGGAGGGGAAGGGGGUGAAGACUCUGUACACGAGGAAGGAGGUAGAAUCAUGCAGGAAACUUCUCGUUCUUCCUGAGUUGGCUGGGGCACACCCUUUGGGUGGCACACCCCUCUCUGGAGUCCAGCUCAGCCCACGAACUACUGGGAGGAAAGCCAGGGCUUAAGACUUCCCUUUGAGGAGUGGAUGCAGUCCUUCCGUGUGUGCCCAGCCACCUUGUGAAGAAAAGCUGAAAUCUUGCUCUAAGAUUUGUGUGUUUGGUUAAUGACCUGGGAACAGACUGAGUUCAUGGAGCUUCAUCACAUGGUUGAAGACAACCAAGUGGCUCACCCUCAGGACCCCCACCACCCAUCAGAGAAGCCAGUCAUUCACUGCCAUAAAUGUGGGGAGCCGUGCAAGGGUGAAGUACUUCGGGUCCAGACCAAACAUUUCCACAUCAAAUGUUUCACCUGCAAAGUGUGCGGCUGUGACCUGGCACAAGGGGGCUUCUUCAUAAAGAACGGGGAGUAUCUCUGCACCCUGGACUACCAGAGGAUGUAUGGGACACGCUGCCACGGCUGUGGGGAGUUCGUGGAAGGAGAGGUAGUGACUGCCCUGGGCAAGACUUACCAUCCCAACUGCUUUGCCUGUACCAUCUGCAAGCGCCCGUUUCCACCCGGAGACCGAGUCACAUUCAAUGGAAGAGACUGCCUUUGCCAACUGUGCGCGCAGCCGAUGUCGUCCAGCCCUAAAGAAGCCACCUGCUCCAGCAGCUGUGCCGGCUGCGGAAGGGACAUCAAGAACGGGCAGGCCCUCCUGGCCCUGGACAAGCAGUGGCAUUUGGGAUGUUUCAAGUGCAAGUCCUGCGGGAAGGUCCUCACUGGGGAGUACAUCAGCAAGGAUGGCGCUCCGUACUGUGAAAAGGACUACCAGGGGCUCUUCGGGGUGAAAUGCGAAGCCUGUCACCAGUUUAUCACAGGGAAAGUCCUGGAGGCAGGUGACAAACAUUACCACCCCAGCUGUGCACGAUGCAGCAGAUGCAAUCAGAUGUUCACAGAAGGAGAGGAAAUGUAUCUUCAAGGUUCCACCGUUUGGCAUCCCGACUGUAAGCAGUCUACCAAGACUGAGGAAAAGCUGCGGCUGCCAAACACGCAUCGUUCUUCAUCCAAUUUCUUUUAUCCCAAAAGUCUGGUUCGACGCACAGGACGGUCUCCGUCUCUGCAGCCUACCAGGACUUCCUCUGAAAGCAUUUAUUCUAGACCAGGCUCCAGCAUCCCUGGUUCCCCAGGUCAUACUAUCUAUGCAAAAGUGGACAAUGAAAUCCUGGAUUAUAAGGAUUUAGCAGCCAUUCCCAAGGUCAAGGCAAUUUAUGACAUUGAACGUCCAGAUCUUAUUACCUAUGAGCCUUUUUACACUUCGGGCUAUGAUGACAAACAGGAGAGGCAGAGCCUGGGAGAGUCUCCAAGGACUUUGUCUCCUACUCCAUCAGCAGAAGGCUACCAGGACUCUCGGGACCGGGUGAUCCAUCGAUCCACCAGCCAGGGCUCCAUCAGCUCCCCCGUCUAUAGCCGCCACAGCUAUGCUCCAACCACAUCUCGCUCUCCCCAGCAUUUUCACAGACCUGGCAAUGAGCCGUCCAGCGGCCGGAACUCCCCUCUCCCUUACCGGCCAGACAGUCGUCCUCUCACUCCAACCUAUGCCCAGGCCCCUAAACAUUUCCAUGUUCCAGAUCAAGGGAUCAACAUUUACCGAAAACCACCCAUCUACAAACAGCAUGAUGCAGCUGCCUUGGCAGCCCAGAGCAAGUCUUCAGAAGAUAUCAUCAAGUUUUCCAAGUUCCCAGCAGCCCAGGCUCCAGACCCCAGCGAGAUACCAAAGAUUGAGACGGACCACUGGCCCGGUCCCCCCUCACUUGCCGCCGUAGGAGCCGACAUGAGACGCAGAUCUAGUGGCAGAGAGGAAGAUGAGGAGGAGCUUCUGAGGCGCCGGCAGCUGCAAGAAGAGCAAUUAAUGAAGCUCAACUCAGGCCUGGGGCAGUUGAUACUGAAAGAGGAGAUGGAGAAGGAGAGCCGGGAGAGGUCGUCCCUGACAGCCAGUCGCUAUGAUUCUCCCAUCAACUCAGCUUCACAUGUUCUAUCAUCUAAAACCUCAUCUCUCCCAGGCUAUGGAAAAAAUGGGCUUCAUCGGCCUGUUUCCACAGACUUCGCUCAGUAUAACAGCUACGGGGACGUCAGUGGGGGAGUGCGAGACUACCAGACUCUCCCAGAUGGCCACAUGUCUGGGACGAGAAUGGAUCGAGGGGUGUCCAUGCCCAACAUGUUGGAACCAAAGAUAUUUCCAUAUGAAAUGCUGAUGGUGACCAACAGAGGGCGCAACAAAAUCCUAAGAGAUGUGGACAGAACCAGGCUGGAGCGCCACUUAGCCCCAGAAGUGUUUCGGGAAAUCUUUGGAAUGUCCAUACAGGAAUUUGACAAGUUACCUCUUUGGAGACGCAAUGACAUGAAGAAGAAAGCAAAACUGUUCUAAGCCCGCCCCCCCCACCCCCACCCCGCUGUGUAGACAGCAGUUAGGAAAAAGACUGAUGUGGCGGCGACACAUAGGAUGUUGUGUUAAGGCCCAACUUGAUUGGAGAAUUUGCAAACUACUGUCCCUCAACAACAACAAAACGGGAAACCUGAUUAAAACACCCAUAAGCCAAAUAUUGGGCCAACCACUGGCAACACUUGCCAAGAAGUAACGGGGUCGAAACUUCUGUGUUCCCCACACUCGACAGUAGUGUUCACAUGUGACCUUUUGACAUCACCUUAUGUACACAACAGGAGCUACUUCUUUCAUUUCCUUUAUUGUCUAACCAGAGUGCUGACUGUAUGGGUGAGAGCCAGCAAGUGCCCUUAGGAUGCCUCAUGGAAAAAAGCAAUUGUAAUCAUUCCGAAGUAGGAAUAUAUUUAUUAUGUAGCACCAUGGCUAAGAAGGAAGAGCCUGAGGGACGUAUCCAUGUGGUUGCACCACUUUGCACACCCCUGUCCUCACUGGCCCCACGAAGCCCGGCCUGGGCCCCAGCAGGAUAGAAAUCAGAGUCGGGGAACUGGGCAGCUCUGAGUGAGUGGGCUGAAUAGCAGCCAAGGUCAUUUUUAACAAGCUCCUUUUCCUCUACUCUUUGCUAGGACCUGGUUGGCAAAUCACUUAGCUAUUACUAAAA
This is a messenger RNA of Odobenus rosmarus divergens (Pacific walrus), 3575 nucleotides long. It is a transcript of the gene ABLIM1, whose product is annotated as actin binding LIM protein 1. Gene Ontology annotation, molecular function: actin filament binding. The coding region runs from base 662 to 2902 and encodes 746 amino acids. The record is from RefSeq and is a predicted model, not a curated record. Gene Ontology annotation, biological process: cytoskeleton organization; lamellipodium assembly; cilium assembly. Gene Ontology annotation, cellular component: actin cytoskeleton; stress fiber. The transcript has 24 exons. NCBI's taxonomy places the organism in Eukaryota, Metazoa, Chordata, Mammalia, Carnivora, Odobenidae.